AUGUCAACCCUCAAGUCCUACGAACUCUCUUCAGGACAAGUGGUGAAUCUAGAUAAGUCUGAGGUCUCGUUCAGUCAAAAUGUGAAGGAAGAAGACAAAGACAUGAUCCGUACAAGGAUGGGAGUAAAGACUGUAGCCUCUCACACUAGAUAUCUGGGAUUACCGGUGAUUUUCGGAAGAUCUAAGAAGGAGGUCUUCUCGCUUGUUAUUGAGAGAGUUUGGAAGAAAAUCAAGGGAUGGAAAGAGCAAUUCUUAUCUAGAGCUGGGAAGGAGGUGCUGAUAAAAGCAGUGGCUCAGGCGAUUCCAACUUAUGUGAUGAGUUGCUACAAACUGCCAGAAGCUAUUUGCAAUGAGAUCGAGGUUAUGUUGGCAAAGUUUUGGUGGGGGUCCGGAGGUGGAGACAGGAAGGUACAUUGGAUGAGCUGGGAAAAACUGUCAAAACCCAAGGGCAGUAGAGGUAUGGGAUUUCGUGGUAUAAGUGAAUUUAAUAAGAGUCUCUUAGGUAAACAAUAUUGGAGGCUCCUGGACUGCGAGAACUCUCUUAUGAACAGAGUGAUGAAAGGCCGUUACUUUCCCAGGACUGCUGUGGAUAAAAGCUGCAGUGGAUACGCUCCAAGUUAUGCUUGGAGGAGUAUUUUAAGUGCACAAGAUCUGGUCCACAAGGGAGCUAGGUGGAGAAUAGGAAAUGGUGCUCAAGUCAAGGUUUUCGAGGAUAGGUGGCUGCCAUCUAAUCAGGGUUUCAAAGUUAAAUCCCAAAGAAGAUAUCUUGCUGAGGAUUGUACGGUUUCAGAUUUAAUUGAUGAAGAUCUGAAGACUUGGAGAAGGGAGCUCGUUUUCUAG
Vicia villosa (hairy vetch) is the source of this 840-nucleotide messenger RNA. RefSeq lists its product as uncharacterized. The transcript has a single exon. The coding region runs from base 1 to 840 and encodes 279 amino acids. The record is from RefSeq and is a predicted model, not a curated record. NCBI's taxonomy places the organism in Eukaryota, Viridiplantae, Streptophyta, Magnoliopsida, Fabales, Fabaceae.